AUGACAGCCAUUUUUAAUCUAUCUAUCUAUCUAUCUAUCUAUCUAUCUAUCUAUCUAUCUAUCACACACACACACACACACACACACACACAUAUAUUCCUAAGAAAUUUUUUCCAAUCAAAUGCUCCUCGUCGGUAUCUGAUAUUUUAUUCAUUUUUCAAGAUGCAAAAGUCGAUACCGUCGUUCAGUCGUUUUGCCUUAGGCAUAAGCAACAUAUCUCUUCCUCUCUCUCUCUCUUUAUAUCUUCCUUACUUUGUCUUUCUUCUCUCCUUCUUUCUUUCUUUCUUUCUUUCUUUCUUUCUUUCUUUCUUUCUUCAUUCUCUCUCUCUUUCUUUCUUUCCUUCGCCUCUCUUUCUUUCUUCUCUCUUUCUUUCUUUCUUCUCUCUCUUUCUUUUUUUUUUUCUUUCUUUCUUUUCUUUCUUUCUUUCUUUCUUUCUUUCUUUCUUUCUUUCUUUCUUCUCUCUUUCUUUCUUUCUUUCUUUCUUUCUUUCUUUCUUUCUUUCUUUUUCUUUCUUCUUCUCUCUUUCUUUCUUUCUUUCUUUCUUUCUUUCUUUCUUUCUUUCUUUCUUUCUUUCUUUGCCUUUAUUUAUUCCACCCUGUCCUUACUUUAAUUCUACCAGGAUCCUUUUCUCUUCCCGCUCUUUAUUUAUUGUUCGUAAUCUUCCUUUUUUUCGCCCUCUAUCGAUACUCUUCUCCAUUCUCAUACUCUGA
Acanthosepion pharaonis is the source of this 711-nucleotide messenger RNA. Lineage: Eukaryota; Metazoa; Mollusca; Cephalopoda; Sepiida; Sepiidae. The record is from the annotation of a GenBank genome assembly.